AUGAAGCUCACUCUCCCAACUGCAACACUCGCACUUUCCUUGCUAGGCGCCGCUGAUGGAGCUCGAAUUGAGACCUACGUUACAACUGGGGCCGCACCCAUUCGUGUUUAUUCGUCUGUCUACUAUGGCGACGACGGCAAGCAUUACAACCUAGGCGCUUUCGAUGACGGUUGCAGGAAAACCAAGUAUGAUUGGAUCAAACAAAUUUGUAUCGACUCAGACAGAGAAAGGGCGCAUGUUGUGUACUCUGGUGGCACACGAAAAUGUUUCAAACUGACAAAGCAGUCAUCUGGCACCUGCGGUGGCCCUUCGGGCUGUUGGGAGAACAUCUGUCAGACAUGUUGGACUUAUGUCUACACUUCGACCAAGUGCACUUGGUGA
Fusarium oxysporum Fo47 is the source of this 381-nucleotide messenger RNA. RefSeq lists its product as uncharacterized. Lineage: Eukaryota; Fungi; Ascomycota; Sordariomycetes; Hypocreales; Nectriaceae. The record is from RefSeq and is a predicted model, not a curated record. Bases 1 to 381 code for a protein of 126 amino acids. The transcript has a single exon.